AUCCAAGAAUCACAUCACGAGAGCGUAGGGAAAGUUUGAUAGCGCAAUACCAACAGCACCGCAGAACACUCUCAGGAACCAGCGACGAUGACGAAGGCUUGGACGACACCCAGGCCGCCACGUCUACUCCAGCCAAUCAGAAUGCGUCUAUUUUUAGACCCAACGAGCCAUUCAUGGCGGGCAAUGGCAAGAAACGCAUGAGCAUCAAGAACGGAGUAGCUGCACUUCAGCAGAUACUCCCAGACACGGACGAUAAGACCAGCAAAUCCGUGACCCUUCAAAAGGCCUCGGAUCACAUCGAAGUGCUUAACUCCAAGAAACAAAGCCUACUAGUAGAAAGCUCACGUUUACGGGGGGAGAUUAACGCGUUACGUAUGAGUAUAGGGCAGUUCACUCACUUGGCCCCAACGCGUUCAGCGCUGAAGGAUGUGGAUGACUUGAUGGAGAUAGCCCUGCACAAUGUGUGGGUGCAGCAGCGGUCACGUAAUAGUCUGCAGUUUGCCAUG
This is a messenger RNA of Sphaeroforma arctica JP610, 506 nucleotides long. RefSeq lists its product as hypothetical. Lineage: Eukaryota; Ichthyosporea; Ichthyophonida. Gene Ontology annotation, molecular function: RNA polymerase II cis-regulatory region sequence-specific DNA binding; protein dimerization activity; DNA-binding transcription factor activity, RNA polymerase II-specific. Gene Ontology annotation, biological process: regulation of transcription by RNA polymerase II. The record is from RefSeq and is a predicted model, not a curated record. Gene Ontology annotation, cellular component: nucleus. The transcript is spliced from 2 exons. The annotation marks the transcript as partial.